This is a messenger RNA of Durusdinium trenchii, 1539 nucleotides long. Lineage: Eukaryota; Dinophyceae; Suessiales; Symbiodiniaceae. The record is from the annotation of a GenBank genome assembly.
AUGUCUUUCAGGGAGUCGGACAAGAAUGAGGAAGAGUUUGUCAAGCGAGCUAAUCGGAUGGUUUCGAGGUGGUCUGGCGAGCGUCAAACAGGCACCCCAGACCGCUCCAAACUGCAAAGCUACGUGCGCAGCCGCGAAGAUGAGGCAGCAAGGGGCCGCGUGAAGGUCCUGGGCCGCCAUAUUGUAGAGCCUCAGCGACAGGUACCUAUACUGGACCGCUGCGAGGUCUUGGUGGUAGGAGCAGGGCCAGCAGGCCUUUCUGCAGCCCUAGGCGCACGGCGUGCUGGUGCAGAUGUGAUGCUCUUGGAACGUUAUGGGUGCUUCGGAGGCACCAUCACUACCGUGGGCAUGGAGACAUUGGGAUGGUACCGAUAUGAAGGAACCGAAGAUUGUGAAGGCAUUGGACGAGAGAUGGAGCGUGUUGCGGAGCGCAUGGGUGGUACAACCAAGUGGCCCUACAAUGACUCCGAUUGUUUGGAUGCAGAGAAGUUCAAGCUUGUUGCGGAUAACCUUAUCAAGGAAACAGGAGUCCGACCCAUACUUCACAUUUGGGUGGUUGAGGUCCUAAUCAAUGAAGACAACCAGAUCUACGGCGUUAUCACGGAGUCCAAGUCUGGACGCCAAGCCAUUCUGGCAGAUCGAGUCAUCGACUGCACAGGAGAUGCAGAUGUGGCUCACCUUGCCGGCUGCAAGUAUUCCAUUCUCGAUGUAAGCCAAUCCUUGGGAGUGACAACUGUUUUCAAUGCAGUGAAUGUCGACGUGAGCAAAUUCAAAGAUUACACAGAUAGGAACCCUGCAACCUACAAGGAUUGGAGCCGAACAUGGUCACAGACAACCUCCGGCAAGGAGGAGCAUCUGAAGUCUCCCUACCUAGAUCGUGAGUUUGAGAAAGCUGCUGCGGCGGGGGUCAUCCCUCAGGACAAGAUUGGAAGUUUUGGUGGAAGUUGGUCAGCCUUAUCAGAAGCCGGAGAGGCCACAAACUUGAACUUGGUGCACAAGACAGGAGUGGAUGCUACCUGUGUGAGGAGUCUGACGGAUGCUGAAAUGGAAGGACGCCAGAAUGUGAUGCAUGCACUUGAAGCACUUCGGCACACUGUGCCGGGCUUCGAGAAUGCCAAACUCCGCAAUUUUGCAAUGACCGUUGGGACGCGUGACUCUCGGAAGAUCAUCGGCAAGUACAACCUGACCGGUGAGGAUGUUUGCAACCAGGCGCGCUUUGAAGACGCUGUUGGCAUUUUCCCAGAAUUCAUUGACGGCUACAACAUCCUGAUCCUUCCUACCACUGGUCGUUACUUUCAGGUUCCUUAUGGUUGCAUGCUGCCAAGCAGCGGCGCCGACAACCUGCUCGUGGCCGGCCGCGCUGUGGCAGGCGACCGCGUCUCCCAUGCCGCUAUGCGAAACAUGAUGGCAUGCACUGUGACAGGCCAGGGGGCAGGCGUCGCAGCUGCGGUGUCUCUCAGACACUGCACGCGGGUGAAGGAUGUCGACAUUUCUGAUGUGCAACAAGAGCUCCACAGGCAAGGCGUUCGCUUGUCCUGA